Messenger RNA from Triplophysa dalaica, 2018 nucleotides. RefSeq names its product hydroxysteroid (17-beta) dehydrogenase 12a (gene hsd17b12a). Gene Ontology annotation, molecular function: oxidoreductase activity. Bases 120 to 1079 code for a protein of 319 amino acids. NCBI's taxonomy places the organism in Eukaryota, Metazoa, Chordata, Actinopteri, Cypriniformes, Nemacheilidae. Gene Ontology annotation, cellular component: endoplasmic reticulum. The record is from RefSeq and is a predicted model, not a curated record. The transcript is spliced from 11 exons.
GGAGUUGUAGGGGUGUGAUGCCACAACCUGCUUAUAAAGGGGCGCACACGUUGAGGCUUUAAAGCAGUGCAUAACGCCCAAUUUUGCAGGUCAUUCACCACACACAGCCAGUCUUAGACAUGGAGUCGUUUAACGUGGUGGAGACGCUACAGCCUGCCGAGAGAGCGCUCUUCUGGGUUGGCGCACUAACCACGGCCUCGCUGACGCUGUGGCUGUUGUACAAGAUUCUCACUGGCUUUAGGAUAUGGGUGAUAGGAAACGGGGAUCUACUCUCACCCAAAUUGGGGAAAUGGGCAGUUGUGACGGGAGCCACAGAUGGGAUUGGGAAAUCCUACGCGGAGGAGCUUGCCCGACGAGGGUUCUCCAUGAUGCUCAUCAGCCGAUCUCAAGAGAAGCUCGACGACGUGGCAAAGUCUCUCGAAAGCACGUAUAAUGUGGAAACAAAGACCAUCGCAGUGGACUUUGGUCAUAAUGAUAUCUAUCCUAAAAUUGAAAAGGGUCUUUCUGGACUGGAAAUCGGAGUUCUUGUUAAUAAUGUGGGAAUCUCAUAUCCAUACCCUGAGUUCUUCCUGCACAUUCCUAAUUUGGAAAACUUCAUCGAUAAUAUGAUCAAUGUCAACAUCACCUCAGUGUGUCAAAUGACUCGUUUGGUGUUGCCCAGAAUGGAAGCUAGAGCAAAAGGUGCAAUUCUCAACAUCUCUUCUGCCAGUGGCAUGUUCCCCGUCCCACUGUUGACCAUCUACUCCUCUACCAAGGCAUUUGUGGACUUUUUCUCUCGUGGACUUCAAGCGGAGUAUAAGUGUAAGGGUGUCAUCAUCCAGAGUGUGUUGCCUUUCUUUGUGGCUACCAAGAUGACAAAGAUUAGGAAGCCGACUCUAGACAAACCUACCCCUGAACGCUACGUAGCUGCUGAACUGAACACUGUGGGACUGGAGGACCAGACCAACGGCUAUUUCCCUCAUGCUAUCAUGGGCUGGGUGACCACCGUCUUCGCCCCCAUCAAGCUGGUCAUCUAUCUGGGCUUGAAAUUGAACAAGUCCCAGCGUGGAGGCUACCUUAGGAGGAGAAAGCUGCGAUAGGAUGAGAACAUGGUGCGAUCGGACAAAAUGUUUUACCAAAUGUAUAUGCCGAGUUGAGUCCUCUCAAAUCUUUGAAAUACGUGUCACAGUGUUGUUGUAUCUUGUUUAUGUUUAUUGGAAGAAUAUCUGUUACACACACGUUCCACAAUGAUGCAUCUUGAAUGAAGAUUACUGAAAAUUGGAGUUUCUCUUGGCUGAUUGACUUGUUGCUGGUUGUCUGAAAUGGGACAUGUGAUUUUCAAUGCAGGGUGAACUACUACAUUGCAGGGAACGCUUUCAUGUCACUGCUGUUGUAAGCAGAGGGAUAUUUAUAUGGUGUUGGGUUUUUUAUAUUUAUUGACUUUUAUAUGGGGCUGUUUACUUGCACUGUUGUUACCUUGACUGCCAAUAUAUUCGUUUUCAAUUGUGCCUUAUUCCUUCUUAAAUGGGUGCUGGCCUUAUUUUUUUUAUUCUGAAUUGAUCAUGUCUAUCCUGAAUCUUUCACUCUUGUACUGUAUCAAUAUGAAACCAAAAGGUUGUUUGGAUGUUUUGGCCUUUUUCAGGUUCAAAGUUUACCUGCCACCCUUGAUGUAUUUAAAACCUGUGUGCCUUUUUAUAUAAUAGUUUGACUUUGGUACUGUUUAUGGACAGGAGAUAUUUUGCGUGUAUGUUGGAUCUAACACAUAUUUUCUUCCACUGAAGACUUCACUGUGUGGCGGAAUAUCACCAGUUGUCUUUGUUUAAGCCAAAGCUGUACUUGAGAAUUACCUCCAUAGCCUAGAUCUCUGUAUGACCAGUGUCAGUCAGGCUAACAUGCCAGGUGGUUUAACCUGAUUGGUUGCCUCGGGUAUAAAACUUGAACGUUCUCAUUCCAGACCUAUUGAAGAGUGGAACACCAUGUGCUGCUUUACCCGUGACGAUCUAAAAUGCUUGUUUGUUAAUAAAAUUACUUUUCGGUAA